UAUAAUGAUCCCGAUCUUUCUGUCGAAGCUUCGAAAACUAUCGCCUAGAAACCCAUAAAGAACUAACACAAGCUUGAGCUGGCUCAGUUCCGUGUCCGUGUCCCAACCCCAACCUCACCUCCCAAACUCUAAACACUGUUAUUGUCCAUCAAAAGUUACAGAUAAUACGAAGAAAUGACGGAUAUUACAUUGAAAAUAAACAAAUAUAUUUCCGAUUGUUGGACGAACAUUUUUGCUGAGGUUCGCAAUGCAGCAGUUUAUAUUGAUUAUUGUGCAAUUGAGUGUUUGCACUGGUACACAGCUGGCAAAGGAUAUUUAGCAUUGAAGGAUGCUGGAGCGAUUGCAGUCUAUGAAUUUGGCAUGCAUCAUUUUCGAUAUGAGCAAGUCAAAGGUACCAAGAAAGCUGUAAUUAUAUCAACUUCAGGGGAUCCAGCAUUUUAUCAGCGAACAAUAAAAAUGAUUCUGGCCAAAAAUACAUUUGACGUCUGCUUACUUUACUGCAGUGCACCUUGUUGUACCGUCAGUUCUACAGGAAUAUUUCCCAUUGAACAGGAAUUAAAUUACAUUAAUUUAAAGAGAGAUAUUAAGACUUGGAUGGCCUCAGGAAAUAUUUUCAAAGAAUUUAUUGUUGAUAUUACGUAUAUACCAAUUUUUAUUGCAUUUUUAAAUAAGGAUUUGUUUGUCACGCCUCCUUUUGGAGAUAUGAUGCCGCCUUUAGAUACAAACAUUCCAAAUGACACAUUGAUUAAUUUGAAUCUGUUGGCAUAUUCAUUUUGUAAUCUUUUUGACAGUAUAAAUGCCACAAUUGAUGUUUAUUCAAUUGGAAGGCUAAGUGAUCAUCUUGCAGAGAAUGUAGAAAAUUAUAUAUCUAGUAUAAAUCAACGAGCUGUUUCCUCAGAAGUUCCAGAAAUAGGGGUCUCCCUUAUCUUGGUUGAUAGAACAUUGGAUCUUUGUACAGCUACUAGCAAUAGUACCGAAUCUUUCCUCACAAAAAUAUUACGAACACUUCCACGGUUGCCACAUCAUGACAAUGAUGUGGCUAUUAAUAUGGAACCUGUGUUUGGAACGGCAACGGAAUCUUUGAAAUCCUACAAUGUACCAGGGUGUUUAGCGAGCGUAGAAAAAAAUAUGAUGGACCUUUUUAUUUCACAAAAGGAAAAAAUGUUAUUAAACAAAGCUAAUCAAUUAUUGAAUGACAUGGUUUUGACGAAAGAUAGUCCUAAGUUGAAAAUGUCAACUAGAAUUUCUGGACGUAGUUUGGAAAAAGUUCUUAACAAGAUUCAAACUACAAAUAACGAUUCUCUGACAGUGUAUAUAGAGAAACUAGAGUGUAUUUUAGCAAUAAUUGAAGCAUCAACAUCGCAAACGGCUGGGCAGCAAGAGUUACUUACCAGCUUAGAGAAAUUAGCUUUACAGAAUCUUUCCGUCAGUCGCGAAUCCUCGAGCAUAUUGUUACAGUUGAGUAACAUUAUUCGAACUCGAAUUCACAGAGGGUUGAAUACUGAGAAUUUACUGGCAUUAUUAAUACACGUUUAUGCUCUUGCGGGAACGCAGAUUCGGUUUUCCACACAACAAGAACGUCAGCUAAUAGAAUCAGUUGCGGAUGCGAUUUUUGAAGAUCUCCAGGCCUUAAAGGAAAACCCUUUUACUAGUACUAAAUCAACUUAUCAACGCACUUUAUUACUAUCAGGAGCAAACGAUGUUCCUGCAGCACGAGAAACAGCGUGUAGAAUCGCAACGCGUAUUAGUGAUAUUCUCCGAUUAAUAGCAGAACAACGUUUGACACUGCAAGACUACAGAUACUUCAUGACAAAUUCUCAAGAAGUGAUUAAACACACUGGAAUUCUGGAACAAAUAACUAAGGAUGUGUUCAGUGCAGAUAGGACUCGAGAAUUGCGGGAUAUUCGUAAAAAAUCAGCUUCGCUUAUCUCAGCUGGUUUUAAUUUACUUCUUGGAGGCAAAACAAAGCGGCAUCCUCAUUCUAAUCCUUAUGUUUUAAUAUAUGUUGUUGGAGGAAUUACUGCUGAUGAAGCAAAAAUAGUACAAGAGGUAGCUUUGGCACAUGUUAAUAAGCAAUCACCAAAUUUAAUAUUAGCUGGUUCCAGAUUAUUAAAUCCUUUGGAUGUUGUAGAUAAAAUAUUCUUUUGUUAGUUUCUUCUGAAUAAAAAAAGUUUAUUAAAUAUAA
Messenger RNA from Ceratina calcarata, 2185 nucleotides. RefSeq names its product sec1 family domain-containing protein 2. The record is from RefSeq and is a predicted model, not a curated record. Bases 175 to 2151 code for a protein of 658 amino acids. The transcript has 10 exons. Gene Ontology annotation, biological process: vesicle-mediated transport. Lineage: Eukaryota; Metazoa; Arthropoda; Insecta; Hymenoptera; Apidae.